This is a messenger RNA of Nomascus leucogenys (northern white-cheeked gibbon), 4100 nucleotides long. RefSeq names its product short transient receptor potential channel 2-like. Gene Ontology annotation, biological process: regulation of cytosolic calcium ion concentration; manganese ion transport; calcium ion transmembrane transport. Gene Ontology annotation, molecular function: inositol 1,4,5 trisphosphate binding; damaged DNA binding; store-operated calcium channel activity. NCBI's taxonomy places the organism in Eukaryota, Metazoa, Chordata, Mammalia, Primates, Hylobatidae. Gene Ontology annotation, cellular component: membrane; cation channel complex; nucleus. The record is from RefSeq and is a predicted model, not a curated record.
UCAGAAGGCCGAAUUGGCGGGAGAAUAAGUUGGUGUUCCGAGAUCUGAGGCAACGGUGGCUCCUCGAGGUCCACGGUCCCGGAGAUGGGAUUUCGCCAUGUUGCCUAGGCUGAUCUUGAACUCCUGGGCUCAAGAUAUCCACCCUCCUCGGCCUCCCAAUGUGCUGGGAUUACAGGCGUGAGCCACCAUGCCUGGCCCGAGUGUUCAUUGAUGAUGAGAGAUGGGCUUUUUGCAUCAAAUCACAAAAAUAUACUGAGUAAUGUGAGGAUUCUUGCUUUUCUGGAAGCUAACACGUAGUCAGUGCCAAAGUAGUGACAGAAGAAAUCUUGGGAGGAAGCAUUUUUUUCUUGUACUUGAAACAGCUGCUGGGCCCACCAUGGCUCCUGUGAAGAUCAGCCAUGUGGUAUCGUUUUCUUCUCAGGAUCCCAAGUAUCCUGUAGAGAACUUGCUAAACCCAGAUAGUCCAAGGAGACCUUGGCUCAGCUGCCCUCAGGACAAGAGUGGGCAAUUGAAAGUAGAACUACAGCUGGAGAGGGCAGUGCCCAUUGGCUACAUUGAUGUGGGUAACUGUGGCUGUGCAUUCCUGCAAAUUGAUGUGGGCCGUUCUUCCUGGCCCCUGGACAGACCUUUCAUAACCCUGCUCCCUGCUACCAUGCUAAUGUCUCUAACUGAUUCAAAGCAGGGGAAGAACCGCUCCAGGGUCCGCAUGUUCAAAGAUGUUGAUUUCCUGGCUCCAGCCUCAGGAGAGUUAUGGGAUCGACUUCGCCUGACCUGCUCCCAACCCUUCACGCGUCAUCAGUCCUUUGGUCUGGCCUUUCUACGGGUGCGUUCUUCUCUGGACUCCUUAGAUGACUCUGUGGUGGGUCCCUCAGCCCUUGUGAGCUCUGUGCUGAACAAGGGUUCUUCUGAUGCUGAGGAGUCUGGUCCUAGCCCCUGGCUAGCUAAUCCUUCCAUCCGGAGGACAUUCUUCCCACAUCCCCAUACUGACACCAAGGAAAUUUCAGACCUCAGGAAUAUCCUAACACAGCUGCAGCCAGGGACUCUGGGGCGUUCAGCCCACAUGGUGCUUUCUGCUGCCCGCAGGGUGCCUCCAGUCAGUGUGGCAAGCCCAAAGAACAACCAUGCAGAACCAGGUUCCAGUCAUCCAGACAGGGCAGAGCACAGAGCAGAGGAGCAAAACUCGGAGAAUGAUGUGGGCAGGAUGAAAAGAAGAAAAGUGCAGCACCAAAGGCCUUUAUCCAAAUCUAAUUCUUGGCCAAACAGGAGGGAGAUAGCAAGAGCACGGCAAAAAAAACAGCACCGACCCCAGGCCCAAAGCAGUGGUGGCCAGGAUAGUGGACAGUGCCCGAUUUGUGCAGGUUCCUUCUGGAUUGAGAUUCUUCCCCAGCAUGCUGCCACUUGUGGAGAGACCUCCCCACCUCACCCAGCUUCUCCCUCAUCCUCAUCAUCUUCGUCCCAGUCUGUACUAAGAUUUCACUGUGUGGCACUAACACUGGUUCCCUUGGUCCCCAGGCCUCUCCACUCCUUCAUCCGCCAGCAGCCUAACCGGACUGAGAUCGUGAACAGGAAGCUCAGGUUCCCACCUCCACUCCUGGGCGCCAUCCAGGAGGGCCGAUUGGGCCUUGUGCAGCAGCUGCUGGAGUCAGGGAUUGAGGCCACAAGCAGUGGACCAGGCUGGUCCCUGUGGAAUGUGGAAGAGGCCGAGGACUGCUCCUGGAGGGAAGCACUCAACCUGGCCAUCCGCCUGGGCCAUGAGGCCAUCACCGAUGUGCUGUUGGCCAGUGUCAAGUUUGACUUCCGCCAGAUCCAUGAGGCCCUGCUAGUGGCAGUGGACACAAACCAGCCAGCAGUGGUGCGUCGCCUGCUGGCCCAGCUGGAACGGGAGAAGGGUCACAAAGUAGUCACCAAGUCUUUCUCACUGGCUUUCUUUGACUCAUCAAUUGAUGGCUCCCGCUUUGCACCUGGUGUGACUCCCCUCACCCUGGCCUGCCAGAAGGCGUAUGAGAUAGCACAGCUGCUCAUGGAACAGGGCCACACCAUUGCCCAGCCCCACCGGGUCUCCUGUGCCUGCCUCGAGUGCAGCAAUGCCCGCCGCUAUGACCUGCUGAAAUUCUCUCUGUCCCGCAUCAACACCUACCGUGACAUCACCAGCAGGGCCCACCUCUUACUGGCCAGUGAGGACGCCAUGCUGGCUGCCUUCCAGCUUAGCCGCGAGCUCAGGCGCCUUGCACGCAAGGAGCCUGAAUUUGAGCCUGAGUACAUUGCCCUGGAGUCACUGAGCCAGGACUAUGGCUUUGAGCUGCUGGGCAUGUGCCGGAACCAGAGCGAGGUCACUGCAGUGCUCAACGACCUGGCCAAGGACAGUGAGACUGAGCCCGAGGCUGAAGGCCUGGGCCUGGGCUUUGAGGAAGGCAUCCCCAACCUGGCGAGGCUGCGACUGGCUGUCAACUACCAUCAGAAGCAGUUCGUAGCACACCCAAUUUGCCAGCAAGUCCUGUCCUCCAUCUGGUGUGGGAACGUGGCUGGUUGGUGUGGAAGCACUACUAGCUGGAAGCUCUUUGUUGCCUUCCUCAUCUUCUUCACCAUGCCCUUCCUCUGCCUUGGCUACUGGCUGGCACCAAAGUCCCGGCUGGGCCACCUGCUAAAGAUCCCAGUACUGAAGUUCCUGCUGCACUCUGCCUCCUAUCUGUGGUUCCUCAUCUUCCUGCUGGGAGAGUCCCUGGUCAUGGAGACACAGCUGAGCACCAUCCGUGGCCGCAGCCAGAGUGUCUGGGAGACUUCACUACACAUGAUUUGGGUCACAGGCUUCCUGUGGUUUGAGUGCAAGGAAGUGUGGAUUGAGGGCCUGCGCAGUUACCUCCUGGACUGGUGGAACUUCCUGGAUAUGGUCAUCCUGUCCCUGUACCUGGCAGCCUUCGCACUGCGCCUCCUCCUGGCUGGGCUUGCCCACGUGCACUGCCGGGACGCCUCCCAAGCGGCUGCCUGCCACUAUUUCACCACGGCUGAACGAAGCGAGUGGCACACCGAGGAUCCCCAGUUCUUGGCUGAGGUGCUCUUCGCUGUCACCAGCAUGCUCAGCUUCACCCACCUGGCCUACAUUCUGCCGGCCCAUGAGUCGCUGGGCACUCUGCAGAUUUCCAUUGGCAAGAUGAUCGAUGAUAUGAUCCGUUUCAAUGAGAUGUUUCAGUUUCUGUUCUGGACCAUGUUCGGCAUGGAGGAGCACAGUGUGGGCGUGGUGGACGUGCCUCAGUUUCUGGUGCCCGAGUUUGUGGGCCAGGCCCUCUAUGGCAUCUUUACCAUCGUCAUGGUCAUUGUGCUGCUCAACAUGCUCAUUGCUAUGAUCACCAACUCCAGAAGAUCGAGGAUGAUGCUGACGUGGAGUGGAAGUUUGCUCGCUCCAAGCCCUAUCUGUCCUACUUCCGAGAGGGCCUGACAUUGCCUGUGCCCUUCAACAUCCUGCCCUCCCCGAAGGCUGUCUUCUACCUUCUCAGGAGAAUUUGCCAGUUCAUUUGCUGUUGCUGUUGCUGUUCCUGCUGCAAAACCAAGAAGCCAGACUAUCCCCAUCCCUACUUUUGCCAAUCCUGGGGCAGGGGCUGUGCCUGGGGAGGAAGAGCAUGGAUCCUACCGCCUUCGCGUCAUCAAGGCCCUGGUACAGCGCUACAUAGAGACUGCCCGGCGGGAAUUCAAGGAGACCCGGCGGAAAGACCUGGGCAACAGACUCACAGAGCUGACCAAGACCAUAUCUCGACUGCAAAGCAAGGUAGCUGGUGUGUGGUGAACUCUGGCAGAGGGAGGGACACCCUGGCCUCCCGACGGUGCCAGCGUCCUCAGUCACUCCAUCACCUGAGUGCACAACAGCUUCCAGAACCUGGGGCCUCCCAUCCCUGAAACCCCAGAGCUGACAGGGCCUGGGAUUGUGGGGACCCAGGAAUCAUCAGGAACCGGGCUUCAGGACACUGGAGGGGUGAGGACUCUGGCUUCUGGAGAGUCUGGCCCCUGCUCCCCAGCUCAUGUGCUAGUGCAUAGGGAGCAGGAAGCAGAGGGGCUGGGGACCUGCCCCAGGGGGAGGAUUCGGGGACUGAGAGGAGGUCCUGAUAUAG